Molecule: messenger RNA, 2211 nt
Organism: Carassius carassius (crucian carp)
Lineage: Eukaryota; Metazoa; Chordata; Actinopteri; Cypriniformes; Cyprinidae
Product: WD repeat-containing protein 70
Exons: 18
Coding region: 60-1946 (628 amino acids)
Biological process (GO): regulation of DNA double-strand break processing
Cellular component (GO): nucleus; site of double-strand break
Molecular function (GO): protein binding
Source: RefSeq, a predicted model, not a curated record
UUAGGAGAGACUUUUAUUUUGACUCUCGGCGUCCCGGAAGUGUGUGUGAUCUUUUAGUCAUGGCUGAUAGCGUGAGUGAUGCUGGUGACUCCAGCAGUGAUGCAGACCUCUCCUCUGUCAUGGGCUUCUCUGGGUUCGGGAAGAAAGCGCGCACCUUUGACCUGGAGGCGAUGUUUGAGCAGACGAGGAGGACAGCCAUCGAGAGGAGCCAGCGCAUCUUAGAGGAGCGUGAGAAACAGGAAACUGAGGCCAGCAGCAGCUCUCAGAGCAGCAAGCCGUCAGCGUCCAGGAAGCAGGACUCUGAUGUCAUUGGUCCUCCACUUCCUGUUGUGCUCAGUGCUCAGCCGGAGGAAAGCGAUGAUGAUGAUGAUGAUGAUGAUGUGGUCGGGCCACCGCUGCCUCCUGGAUACAAGCACAGCACCGCUGAUGAUGAUGAUGAUGAUGAUGAUGACGAUAUGAAUGAUGAGGAAGAUGACAGUCCAGUGAAGAGGAUCCCGGACUCUCAUGAGAUCACGCUUCAGCACGGCUCCAAAAGUGUCUCAGCUUUGGCUCUGGAUCCGUCCGGCGCUCGUCUGGUCACCGGAGGCUUCGACUACGACGUCAAGUUUUGGGAUUUCGCCGGGAUGGACUCUGCGCUGCAUGCCUUCCGAUCGCUGCAGCCGUGUGAAUGUCAUCAGAUCAGGUCUCUGCAGUACAGUGUCACUGGGGACGUCAUUCUGGUUGUGGCGGGAAACUCGCAAGCCAAAGUUCUGGACCGAGAUGGAUUCCAGGUCAUGGAAUGCAUCAAAGGAGAUCAGUAUAUUGUGGACAUGGCCAAUACCAAGGGUCACACAGCGAUGCUGAACGAUGGCUGCUGGCAUCCCAAGAUUAAAGAGGAGUUUCUGACCUGCUCCAAUGACGGGACGGUGCGGACGUGGGACUUGACCUCGGAGAAGAAGCACAAGUCUGUGUUCAAGCCUCGAUCGCUGCAGGGCAAGAGAGUGACCCCCACCUGCUGCACCUACAGCCGCGACGGAAAACUGAUCGCAGCCGGCUGCCAGGACGGGACCAUCCAGAUCUGGGACAGGAACCUGAGCGUUCACACUAAGUUCCACUGUCGCCAGGCUCACGCCGCCGGAUCAGACACGACCUGCCUCACUUUCUCUUACGACGGAGUAACUCUCGCAUCACGAGGAGGAGACGACACUCUGAAGACGUGGGACAUACGCAACUUCAGGAAACCUCUCGCUGCCGUCACUGGCCUGACCUCCUCCUUCCCAAUGACAGACUGCUGCUUCAGUCCGGAUGAUAAACUGCUGCUGACAGGAACCUCGGUGAAGAAGGACGAAGGAAACGGGAAGCUGCUGUUCUUCGAGCGGGAAUCUCUGCAGAAGGUCUAUGAGAUUGAAGUGGGCGAUACGAGCGUGGUUCGCUGUCUUUGGCAUCCCAAGCUGAAUCAGAUCAUGGUCGGGACGGGGAGCGGCCUGGCGAAGGUCUACUACGACCCGAUCAAGAGUCAGAGAGGUGCGAUGUUGUGUGUGGUCAAGAGCAAGAGGAAGGAGAAACACGCCGAGACGCUGACACAGGAUUACAUCAUCACCCCUCACGCUCUGCCCAUGUUUCGUGAGGCCCGGCAGCGCAGCACCAGGAAGCAGCUGGAGAAAGACCGACUGGAUCCACUCAGAUCCCACAAACCUGAGCCGCCCGUGUCCGGACCAGGUCGAGGUGGUCGUGUGGCGGCUCACGGCGGGACACUGUCCUCUUUCAUCGUCAAAAACAUCGCCCUCGACAAAACUGACGAUAGCAACCCGCGCGAGGCCAUCCUGCGUCACGCCAAAGAAGCGGCUGAGAACCCGUACUGGGUCGCCCCGGCCUACAAACAAACGCAGCCGGACCCGCUGUUCGCCGAGGAGGAGGAAGAAGAGGUCGACGAAGAUCAGCCCGAAUGGAAGAAACGCAAGAUCUGAGGAGAUUUCCUCUUCCACUCGGAGUUUGAGGAGUUCAGAGGAAUGAAACUUCUGUCGGGAUUCUCCCACACACUUCCCAAACCUUGAGUCUGAAUCUGAGCAGAAGUCUUUUUGUUGUAGUUCUGGUCUUUUUUGCUGAAUGUCAUUUACAGCUCAUACAGAUGAUUCAUUAUUGUCUGAUUUCAUGUUUUGACUGGUUUUUCUUUUGUUUUUUUGUCUGUUAGAUUACAAAUAAACCUGUUGUGUGGUCUGUUUCUCAUACAAA